Messenger RNA from Pocillopora meandrina, 4819 nucleotides. NCBI's taxonomy places the organism in Eukaryota, Metazoa, Cnidaria, Anthozoa, Scleractinia, Pocilloporidae. The record is from the annotation of a GenBank genome assembly.
UUACAUUUACCCAAACAUGACAAGCUGAUCACCGAGGUUGUCAUCCUAUGCUCGUCGUUGUAAAUGGGCUCUAAGGCAGAGAAGAAAGUGAUCAUAGUGGGAAAAUAUUGCGUUGGGAAAACCGCCCUGAUACACAGGUUUACAACGAACAGAUUUAACGAGAAAUCAUCUUACGAACCUGUGAGUAUUGUUUCAAUUGCUUCCAAGAAUCAGCUUAGCACCCGAUAAUGUAAUGGAUCGAGAGUAGCUAAGAGUUUUGAGGCUUCUUUCUCUUUCAGCGCAGGAAGAAAAGACAUUGUUUGAAUUCGGCGACUUUUCAAUGCGAUUCCUAAUUCAUCCAAGUGUCAGUGUUCUCUUGCGCUCGUAAACGAUACAUUUUGACGAUCGCACACGAAACGAACUAAUUAAAGGCUCAUGGUUCUUAACUACAUAUUUCGAAAUCGCUAUCUGUGAUAUACCUGUACUUAUCACUCAGAUUCUAUUUAUAUUUGAUACCGUUUUCCCCGAUGGUGAAGUGAUUUGUGCAAUGCAAACAUCGACUAUCCAUAGCGCUGACAAGAGCAACCCACUUCUCGGAAAAACACGUCACUUAAUUCAGUCUAAAUUCCUUUGCGUGAAAGCUGCCUCGUCUAACGUAGCCCUACGACGGAUUAAUUUAAGUAUUGACGAAGAAAAUUUUUAGGAAAUGAAAGAUGUCCUUUAUAUAAUGGCGUCUAGUAAAUAAAAGCGAUGUGGAAGUCAAGAAAGGAGUCGAUCGGCACCGAUUGCAAUUUACAAUUUUGAUAAAUUUACAAUUUAUUCUGUUUUUCAAUGUGUAAAACUCCGUGAAGAGUCCAAAUUCUCCUCGCCAAGAAAGUGGAAGCAGUUAUGAAAGCAAACUGUUGUAAGCGAAAGAGAGAGCGAUGGUGAUAUCUUGAUUGAUCUUGACAAGACCAUCUCGUUCCAAUCUAAGUCUUGACAUAUAAUUACUAAAAGCUGACAACAUUUUUCGAUGAGCCAGGCCCCUUAAGAUCACUAUGAGAUAAAAAAAAAUUCCUCUCUGAACAUACCUUUGUUAACGAUUUAGCAUUAUUUGACACUGUUUGCUUUCAAAAAGUUUCAUUUAUGGACGAACGUUAUCCGAAACUUUGUCCGGUGCAGUACUUUUUUUCUUUUUAUUUAUUCAUUUAUUUCGUAUUUGCUUUUGACGCUGUUCUCGAUUCUUUCAAGAAAUCUUUAAAUUAACAUAAGGAAACCACGCGUCCUUUCGAUCAAAAUUAUUUAAAAGGAUCGAUGUAUCGCUCACAUGGACUCUUCUCCGAAAUUGUGGCCGAAAAUAAAGAAUGAUCAUGAGAAAAAUACGCAUGGAAAUGGAAAUGCAAAGUUCAAAAGCACGAGCUUAAGAACUCAAAGAAAUACCGUGGAUUUCGAUUUGGUAGAUAAAUGACUCUAAAAUUGUUCGUACCAUUAGAGACGAUUGCUUGACUAGAGCAAGCACCUACUAAACCUCAGACCAAAAAAAAUUGUCAGUUUAAGUUAAUUUAACUUAAAAUUGCAUUCGUCGGCUGAAUCUGAACAUUUGACCAAAUGAAACCUUGCGCUUUGACCAAAUAAAGAUUGCCAAAUUUAGAAUUGGCUCAGCAAUUAUUUAUUCAUUCCUUUUCAGUCGUCUUACUUUGGAAAGGAGUCAAAUUUCGUUUGCUGCAAAUAUUCCUUUUUCAGACCUAUGUUUUUUAUUUAUUUAUUUAUUUUUUACCCUCUGCAGACCAUAGGGGCGGCGUAUGUGGCGAAGAAAAUGACUGUGGGCAAAAAAUACGUCACUCUUGGAAUAUGGGUGAGCCGAUCCCUAUCUUAGCAUGAAUUACCAUUUUCUAGCGAUGAAAGUUUUCAUAAGCCAGUGCAGAUUGUCUGGCAACAGACUGUCUCGCGAAUUUUGAUCAGACCAAAAGAAAAACUCACAUACGUGAAUGCAGUUAAUUUUAGGCCCAGGGACUGUAGAAAACUGACUGUCAAUUGUCAAUGCCCCCCAGUGCUAAGUGGCUACGGCUCCUGUUAAAGUGUUUUAAGUAAUUAAUUAUUUAAAAAUGUUUUAGUCACGUGUAACAAAUUAUGAGUGCGUAACUUUUACAAGUAGACGUGCCUAGUUCGUCAACUGACCUGGCCUUGAACUGGCCUUAAGUCGCUUUGAUGUUUUUCAUUCUACCAGUCGGUUAGGAAACGCACAGAAAAACUGACUGUGUAUAAAAUAAUUAUGAUGUAAAAAGCCUCGAAGAUUAAAGCCAAGCAAACAAAGUAUGGCGCUGCCUAGAAAUCCAACGCAAAGCGCAAACCGAUCAUGUAGAUAUUUGUGGAGAGUGGCUUGCCCUUGUCGUCUCGUGGCUUUGGCUGAUGCACCGGUGUCCCUUGUACACUCACGCGAGCUUUCAUUUAAUAGCUUUGGUUUUUAGUGAUGUUUUCUCCUUUUUCUGUUUUGGUUUACCCGAGAGUUCUUUCCACUUUCUCAUUUUCUAAAAGGCUUCAAUUCCCUCCCAAUUGGGUAAGAAUCGUUUAACAACAUUAGUGUUUUCCAUUCACUCUUUCGUUUUCAUUUAGGACACAGCAGGUUCAGAACGCUUUGAAUCAAUGACUGCGUUAUAUUAUCGUGGAGCUGAAGCAGCCAUCAUUUGUUAUGGUAAACACGCUUUCGUUAACUUUGGGAUUAUUGCGGUAAAAAAUCGUGUGGGGCUGCUGCAAUUUGCUGAUUUUGUUAAGCAUUGAUCAAUCUGUUGAUAAUGACAAUGAUAAAAUAAUAAUAAUAAUAAUAAAUAAAUAAAUAAAUAAUAAUAACAAUAAUGAUUAAGCAGUGGACAAUCCACGAGGUGGGUCUUCCUGUCCACUGUUUCCAGGCGGAGUUGAACUGACGCUCUAUAUUUGUCCAGUUCUUUAUAGGCCCAGCAGCCGCAGUUAAUUAAUACCUGCACGUGUUUAUUUCUGUUUAUGUAUGUACUAGAUAUAUGCGACUCCUCUAGCUUUGAAAAAGCCAAGUUCUACGUGACAGAAGUUAGGCAAAAUAACGAGGUAUGUAAGUAGUACAUUAUCCUCCAAGUGCCUUCGCGAAAUCGAAAGUGAUGGUUAUAAAUGAAAACCAAGAAAGUUUGAACAUAAAGGACAUUCAAUACAGCACAAAAAGGGUCUUCCUGUUAAGAACUUUGUUCUUUAAUUUUCUUCGGUAACAAAUUUAAACGAAUUUUAAAAUAAAAUCAUUCUUAAUUGGUAACGUUACACUUCUUUGACGUGUUAAUCUGGACUGAUGGAUGGUAAGACAAAAGAACAUGCAGACUAAGUACCUGUAUGACCAACUGUGACAUUGCUAUUGUUGUAGAAUUGUAAGCUUUAUCUGUGUGGAACAAAGUUUGACUUGGUAAGUUCCGGGAACAGAAAUAGAGAAGUUACCAGGGACAGCGCAGAGGAUUACGCCCAAAGUGAGUUUUUGAGCUUUUAAUUCCCUUGUAAUCUAGAUUGAUGCAUUCUGUAUCACUUGUUAAUUCUUGGCUUAUGUUAACAACGACGGACAUUUUUUUUUAAACGUUCAUAUGGGCCAGAUUCUUUAUUUGAGUUACUGUGGACCAGAAGGAUUCAGUAGUCCAGAUAUUUUCUUCUGUGUUUUUCCUUAUACUUAUCACAUUUCCACUGAUUUGCUUUCAUUACCUCCGACACUAAUCCACUCUUCCCAGAUACCAAAGCAAGGAAAGUAAUUGAAACAUCAAGUAAAACGGGAGAAAACGUCCGUAAGUACAUACCGAAAUAAUAGUUUCUAUUGAUUGGUUGAUUAACUGACUAAUUCAUUAAUGGAUUGAUUGAUUGACAUUGACUACUCCGUUGAUUGAUCGAUCGACUAAUGAUCAAACUAUUUGAUCUUUUUUUUUUUCAAUUUUUCAAUUUCACCAGACGAACUCUUUUCAAUAAUAGCCAGGGACUUGCUGAAGGAAACACCAACAGGUACAUAACUACCAACAUUUCGAACAUACGGCUUUCAUUAACGGACGACUCUCGUUGCCGGACUCUUGCCCCUCCUUCCGUGGACAGGAGUUUUCGAUGGAAAAAAAAGACUUGGCUCUUUCUUUAGGAAACUAAAUUAGGGUAACUCAACGGGACAUAAUUGCAUCGUAUUAGAGACUUGAUUUGAAGCGAUUCGGUUCGUGCGCCAACAUCACUGUUCUUUGAAAUCUAUUUCAGUUACAAUAUAAAUAAUCUAUUACGCGCUUUUCCUCAUUCGUCUGUUUUCUUUCGACUAAGUUUUAACUCUGUUGUUAAUUGAGUUCUCCAAAUGAUUGCAAUAAGCACCAUGGUUGUCCCCUCCCAGAUAGUUCGGUAAGUGGAGGAGGCGAUAAUAGCAAAGCUUUUAGAUGAGAGAGGUUUCUUUUCUGUUUUAUAGAAAAUACAGUACCUCCCUUCAAGUUUGGCUUACAUGAAUCUACACAAAACGUUAGACCAUUUUGUGGAUGUAGCAGAUGAUCGAGCCAGUUCUGUCGUUACUAUGGAGACAAAAUUGUAGUAAGAAGUAAACGACGAAGGGGAACUUUGUCCUAAAAGUAUUUACAGUGGAGAAAAUAAUCACACUAGGAAUUAAAUUCUGAUUGACUGGUUCCUCGCUCUCUGAAACGGACCUUUAGAACCGAUGUGUACAUCCUUACGAAAAUCAGUAGGGGUGCAGUUGUAAAUGAGUUUGAGGCAAAUAAAAUAAGUACAUAAAUGAAUUAACGAAGGAACAAAUAGGUUAAUUGGAUUUUAGAUCUCUGAUGUGGUUGAGAAAUUCUAGAAAUAACUAAGCAAGAAAGCCACAGUUCCUGUAACAGUGACG